UACCAUACAUACAAGUAGAUCAGUGUUGUUUUAAAGCUCAAACGAUACGCAUUCAAAAAUAAUUUCUAAACAUUCUUUCAUUUGUGCAAAACUUCUCCAGUUUAUUUGUUUACUAUUUGAGAAUUUUAUCAGAGAAUAGAGAAUUACUUCGUCUCUUUCGAUAAUGUCAACACUUUGGAAUUCACGUGUUGCCGGCACAGUUGUUACACGCUUGCGUUUAUUUAGUGGAGAACAACAACAAUUACAGAAAUAUCAAUGUGCAAAAUACUCUACAGUCAGCAAUGCGAAAACAGAAAAUAGUGUCUUCGAUUUGGAGUGGCAACAAGCAUUGCCUUAUAAAUCAAUGCCUAAACUGUCCAGAUAUCAAAUGCUGCGCGGUUUCCUGAAGGGAGGUGAGUUUGUUGAUCUCUCGCUCAAUGAUUUCCUCUUCAAAUGUCGCGAACGUUUCGGUGAUAUUUACCGGAUGCCAGGCGUGAUUGGCCAACCAGAUUCUGUUGUGCUCUUCAAUGUAAAUGAUUUUGAAAAAGUUUAUCGCACCGAAGGUAUUUGGCCCAAUAGGCCAGGAACCGAUGCGGUGCGAUAUUAUCGAGAAAACAGGAAAGAUGGCUUUUUCGCGGAAACCCUGGGCUUGAAUGAUAAUGGUGAAAAAUGGGCUAAAUUUCGGCACGUAGUCAAUCCGGUCUUAAUGCAGCCGAAAAAUGCCAAAUUAUAUUUGGAUCCAUUGCAAAAGGUGAAUUUGGAAUUUAUUGAAAGAAUACGUGAAAUUCGCGAUCCGCUUACGCUGGAGGUGCCUGAAAAUUUUUUGGAAGACAUUAAUCAUCUUGCCUUUGACUCCGUCGCUGUAGUCGCCUUGGAUCACGAAUUCGGCUUGCUACGCAGAAACCCCGAUUGCGCCGAGGCAAAAGUGCUUUGUGAGCAUAUGAGCGCAUUUUUGAAAUCAAUUUACGAUUUGGGCAUUAAGCCAUCAUUCUAUAAAUACAUACAAACACCCACCUACAAGCGCUUCGCCAAGUCUAUGGAUCUCAUGUUCGAUGUGACAAAUCGUUAUGUAAACGCUGCUUUGGAGCGUUUAGAGAAAAAUCCUUCGAAAGAAGGUGAAGAGCGUAGCGUUUUGGAAAAGCUAUUGAAAAUUAAUCGAAAAACGGCAAUUGUGAUGGCAAUAGAUAUGCUAACGGCUGCAGUGGAUGGUUCUUCCAGCGCACUUGCUGCCGUUCUACUCUGCAUCGCCAGGAAUCCUACAAAGCAACAGAAGUUGCGCGAGGAGCUGUUGGCUGUUUUGCCAAACAAACAUGAACGCUUCACCGUUGAAAAUAUGAAGAACUUACCAUAUUUACGCGCUUGCAUCAAAGAAGCUUUACGUAUAUAUCCUCUUGCUUUUGGUAAUGUGCGCGAAACUGGCGCAGAUCUUGUGCUGAGCGGUUACCGCGUACCCAAAGGCACUUCCGCACUGAUUAGCUCCAAUAUGCUGCCGAAUGAGGCGCUUUUCUUUCCACGUCCACGUGAAUUCAUACCCGAACGUUGGCUACGCAAGUCGGAUGCGGUGUCUGCUGACGGCGAGCGUGUUUUAGCUGAAAAUGUGAAUAAAUUUAUAAAUCUGCCAUUCGGUUUUGGGCCGCGUAGUUGUGUUGGCCGGCGUAUUGCCGAGUUGGAAAUGGAAUUGACAUUGGGUAAUUUGGUGCGCAAUUUUGAAAUCGAGUUCAAUCAUUCAACGAAGAACGCAUUUAAAUAUCAUCUUAUUAGCGCGCCGGCGAUACCGUUGAAAUUUAAGUUUGUCGACCUGAAGUGAGGUCAAUCAAAUUUCUUCUUUGUUUUUUUUUUUGAAGAUUCUGCGGUAAAGUGAAUUUAAU
Molecule: messenger RNA, 1847 nt
Organism: Ceratitis capitata (Mediterranean fruit fly)
Lineage: Eukaryota; Metazoa; Arthropoda; Insecta; Diptera; Tephritidae
Product: probable cytochrome P450 12c1, mitochondrial
Exons: 6
Coding region: 164-1786 (540 amino acids)
Molecular function (GO): oxidoreductase activity, acting on paired donors, with incorporation or reduction of molecular oxygen; monooxygenase activity; heme binding
Source: RefSeq, a predicted model, not a curated record